UCAAUAAACUUACGAGAGUUAAAAAUUACUUUUGUUUGCACUCGUGUAUCAUGCAGUAAAUGGGAAAACUCGAUCAAGAUUUACUCAGACAACAUGACUGCCUUAAAGUAUAUGGCCAAAUCAGGUGGGACUAUUUCAAGACCUAGCGAUUCAUAUACAAGAACUAUGCAUUCAAGGAAUAUAAACACACAGGCAGACAGACUAAGCAGGUUAGGAAGCCACUUCAAGCGUCAGCAAUCCCAAAGAGACUGCUCAACCGUAUACAGCAACAAUAGGGAAAAUUGA
Molecule: messenger RNA, 285 nt
Organism: Mycotypha africana
Lineage: Eukaryota; Fungi; Mucoromycota; Mucoromycetes; Mucorales; Mycotyphaceae
Exons: 1
Source: RefSeq, a predicted model, not a curated record